AUGGAACGCUUCAUUUUUCUGAUAUUAUCAGCAUGCGUAGCGAUAUUUCACUUCGAAACGAUAGAAGCUGACACUGUUUUAUCAGCAGUGUUGACCCCAGCGGAUGAUAUAAAGCUCAUCAGACAGUCCCGUAGCUAUUAUGACACACGGUACGGCACCGGCCGCCCCUACGAAAGGCUUGAGUACGACCGGCCUUCCCGUUGCGGACGCUGUCAAGACGACAGAGACGAUGACGACUACGAUAGACGCCGGGACAGAUUCGAUGACGACAGACGAGGAAAUCAUAAACCGACAUACGGUAACAGAUACGACAGAAACAAAGGCGAUCAAGACGAUGACGAUAGAAGAUAUAGCACCGAUAGAACUAACACAAAGAAUGGAACCGAAGAUGAAGCUAGUAAAGACAAGAAUCAAUAUGAUGAUAAAGAUAGACGGCCGUCAUCUGGAGGCAGGAGAGAUAGAGAUAGAGACAGGGACAGGAAUAGGUACGAUGACAGAGAUAGAUACAGGCCCGAUUAUUACGAUAGAUUCUUAGGGGACAGGUACAAUAGAUACGAUAGAGAUAGAUAUGACAGGCCAGCGUACGAUGACUCCUAUAGGGAAAGAAGACCGUUGUACGACAGGUACGAUGAUGGUUAUGGCGAUAGGAAUACCGGUGUCGGUGGUCGAUUUGAUGGUUACGGAUACGGAACUUAUAGACGACCGGCGUAUGCAGACAGAUACGAUAGAGUUGGGGCGUACGAUGACUCGUUCGGUGGAUACGGACCUGGUGUCGGCAGAGGCCCGCAUGACAGUUUCAGGCCUUGGGAUGAGACUUACCGCGGGCAGGCUGGUUGGGACGCGGGCGGGCGCGGGUACUACUUCGCGUCAGGUCGCCCUGACGCCGCCCCUGCGCCUUCUACAGCGUGGGGUCGCCCUGAAUAUGCUAGACCGCAAUAUUCAGAGAGCGGUUGGCAGAAUGUAGGCUACACCACCGGUUACCGGGACCCGCUGGAUUAUCGGGGGACAGGCUACGACAACACCGGUUACCGGUCCGACCUCAGUUCCGGUUAUGGACAAAACACCGGCUGGAGGAAUGUCGGCAGACCUUACAGGGAUGAAAGUGGCAUCCCAAAAGGGGACGAUCGAGACACCCGCCAACCGAGUGCAUAUGGUCAAUACAAUCAGCAAGUCAAUCGCCAACCUAGCUACGACCAACAAGUCAACCGCCAACCUAGCUACGAGCAACAAGCCAACCGCCAACCUAGCUUCGACCAACAAGCCAACAGGCAGCCCAACUACGGCCAACAAUCCAACAGACAGCCGAGUUACGGCCAAGCUUAUGGUCAACCAGCAAGCGUCGCGUACAGCAGCAGUACUACCCAAAACACCAACUACUUAUUUGAAAGAGAGGACGACAGGGUAACCACAAAGGUUACUGAUAAUUCUACGAAAGCUACUUCAUCAUAA
Diatraea saccharalis (sugarcane borer) is the source of this 1449-nucleotide messenger RNA. The record is from the annotation of a GenBank genome assembly. Lineage: Eukaryota; Metazoa; Arthropoda; Insecta; Lepidoptera; Crambidae.